AUGCGUUUGACCCCAAUCUUAUUGAUUUUUUCGAUUUUAUCGAUUUGUUGGAAUUAUGUAAAAAGCUUAAAAAUACGAAAAAAUGGAAAUAAAAUUUAUACAUUUUUAAAUCCAGGGAUCUUAAAAAAAAUAACCAAUCAUAAACAUCAUGUCUAUUUAAAAACAGAGAAAAAUAUUCAUGAACUAAUUUUUAAUAAAGGUGAAAAAUUAUUAAAAGAUAUAUUAAAAAAAAAAAAAAAAAAAAAAAUAAUAACAAUUAAUGGAAAUAAUAAGGAACAAAAUAAAGUUACCAAUCUUUUUAAGGAAUGGAAAACACAUAAUGAAAUAUUUUUAAAAAAAUUUUGCUCAUUUAUAAAUAUAGAAAAUGAUAUAAAAAAUAAAGAAUUAGAAAAUAUAACAAAAUAUAAUUCAUUGUUAUUUACAAAAUGGGAAAAACCUAAAGAUGUUUUCAAUAUUUAUAGUAAUACAUAUAAAGAUUACAAAAUAAAAGAAAAAAAUAAUUUGAUAGAUGAAGCAAUACAGCAAGUUGAAAUUUAUUGGGCAUCUCUUUUAAUAAAUAGAUACUUUUUUUAUUUUUUAAAAAAAGAUAAAUAUAUAAUCUUCAGUGUAAGUGGAGGUGUAGAUUCUUUGUCUCUUUUAUAUUCAUUUAUUUUUACAAUCUAUAAAAUAAUAAUAAUAUUAUUAUAUAAAGACCAUUUAAAUUAUUUAGAUAUUUUAGACAAAAUCAAAAAUGUAUAUUUUUAUAAGGAUGAAGAUAUAUAUAAUCUUGUUCACGAAAAGAUAGCAAAUGCAAGCCAUGUUGGUAAUGAUAGCAGUAGUAGUAGUAGCGAACCUUUGUGGAAAAAUAAAGUCCAAUUUUUCCUUAACAUCUUAAACAAAAUAACAGUUUUAUAUUGUGAUCAUCAAACCAGAAUUGAGUGUGCCCAUGAAAAAAAAUUUUUAAAACAUAUUUGUAAAUUAUAUAACUUAAAAUUUGCCACUAAGGUUUUAACAAAAAGGAAUAUCAUAAAAGCCAAGGGGCAAAGUACAGUUGGUAGAAGCACAUCUGGUAGAACCACAUCUGGUACAAAUCGAUUAAACAAAACAAAACUGCAAAACAAUUUUUUAUUAAUAUCUAGAUUGUGGAGACGAAAUGCAUAUAUUGAGGUAACAAAUAAAAUUUAUAAUGAAAAAAUAAAAGAUCUUAGAAAUUUGAAUGAAGAUAAAAAUGGAAAUGACCCUAUUUGUGAUUUUGAAAAUGGAAAAAAUUAUAAAUAUAGUGAAUAUUUAAAUGAUAUAAAUAUAUAUCUUAAAAAAGUGUAUAAAAAAAAUGUGUGUAAUGUUUUAUUAAAAAAUUAUAAAAAAAUUCCUAAUUAUUUUUCAAAUUUUUUUUUUAAAAAAAAUGAAUUUAUAAAAAAUAGUAAAAAAAUAAAAUCUCUUAUAUUUAUAGGACAUCAUCAAAAUGAUAAUAAUGAGACAAUUUUAUUUCAUUUUUUUAGAGGAAUAUAUAUUAAAAAUCUAAAAGGAAUCAAUUUUUUAACUUAUUUUAAAAAUUGUUUAUUAUAUAGACCAUUUAUUAAAUUAAAUAAAAUACAUAUUUACAACUAUAUGUAUGCGAUUCAAAAAAAAUGGAAAUAUGACAUAUCAAAUCAAAAGUUGCACAGUUCACGAAAUUUUAUUAGAAACAUUUUAAUACCAACCAUUUCUCUCAUUUUUAAAAAAGAUAAAGAAAAAAAUGAGCAAGGCGAGGUGGAGAAUGCAAAAAAUGAAGAAGGCGAGUUGGAAAAUGCAAACAUAUACGCUCAUUCCUCAUUAAAUAAAAGACUAACAAAUUUAUUAUCCCAAAUAAAAAACAUAGAUAAACACUUAGAAUUUCAUAAUAAUAUAUUUUAUAUCUAUCUAAAAAAUAAAUAUUAUAUUUCAGAUGACAUAAAAAAUAAAACAAAUAAUUUUUUUAUUACCGAAUAUAUAAAAAUGCAAAAUAAUUUAUAUAAACAUUUUUUUUUUAAUAUAAAUGUUAAUAAUAUAAUACAAAUUAAUAAAUUAUUAUAUAAAAAUAACAUUUUUUUAAAGAUUUUCAAUUUUUAUGAAUUUUUAACUCUCCCAUCAAAAUUGACUAGAAUUCAGAUUCUAUAUAACAUUAUAAAAAGUAAUAUUCAAAUGAAUCUAAAUUAUUCUCUUAUUGAUCAAAUAUAUAAUGAAUUAUAUUUAUUUACAACUAACAAUUUGAGAAACAAACAUUUCCAGAAACGUAUAGCAUGUAAUCAUUUAAGCGUAUCAAGCAACGCCGAAAAUGAAGCAAACAAAGCCGAAAGCGAAACAGAUUAUAAAAAAAUAAAAAUUAUAAAUAUAAAUGGGAAAAAUAAAAUUGUUGUAAAUAAAAACCUGUUCUGUAUUGUAAAUAACCACAUUGGCGAAGCUUCAAAUGGAAUAGAAGAGUAUAAAGACAAAAAUUCGAAUAUAUUUAUUCAUGAUAAUAUUUCAGCAAAAAUAAAAAGAAUAAAUAAAAAAAGUUUUGAUAUUGAAAAAAACAAAACAAAAAAUGCUUAUUUAUUUAUUAAAAAACGAAAAAAAAAAAAAAAUGAAAAAUUUAAUAUACACAUUCGUUAUCUAAAAAAAAAUGAUUUUAUUAUUAAUGAUAAACAAAAAAAUAAAUAUAUAAAAGCUAUCAAAUUUUUAUUAAAACAUAAUAUUCCUUAUAUUUAUAAAUAUUUUUUACCAAUUGUUGAAAUAACCAAUUUUAGAAAAAGUGGUAUUCUUUUUUUCUUUUUAUUUGGUAAAUUAACAAACGAUAAAUUUGCAUUACGUUAUUCGAUUAAAAAAAAAAAACUUCAAAAUUAUUUUAUAUAUUCCAUAAAAUUUAAAAAUAAUCAUGAUUCUUUUACAUAG
Messenger RNA from Plasmodium yoelii, 2868 nucleotides. RefSeq names its product PP-loop family protein, putative. Gene Ontology annotation, biological process: tRNA processing. The coding region runs from base 1 to 2868 and encodes 955 amino acids. NCBI's taxonomy places the organism in Eukaryota, Apicomplexa, Aconoidasida, Haemosporida, Plasmodiidae. The transcript has a single exon. Gene Ontology annotation, molecular function: ATP binding; ligase activity, forming carbon-nitrogen bonds. The record is from RefSeq and is a predicted model, not a curated record.